Messenger RNA from Styela clava, 1900 nucleotides. The record is from RefSeq and is a predicted model, not a curated record. Lineage: Eukaryota; Metazoa; Chordata; Ascidiacea; Stolidobranchia; Styelidae.
UUGCGGAUUGACCGAAUCUGCAUUUGAGUGUAGCAGUUCGCGGUGCAACACGUUUUGUUUAAACUGUACGGCAUUCAGAAUAGCGCAAUGUUGUCUUCUGGAAGAAGGAUAAUAUUUACCGGGUUAAAGCAACACAGGUUACAAAUAACUGCGAGAAGUAUAUCAGUUCAGAAUGAACCGAUUUAUGACUUUACUCCUGGAUCAAAAGAAAGACAAGAUGUUUUGGAUGCUUUGAAAUUAGUUGAAUCUCGUGUUGAAGACAUACCUAUUGUUAUUGGCGGUGAACAUGUUAAAACAAACGACAUUCAUUAUCAAGUCUCGCCUUAUAACCACAAGCAAAAGAUUGCAAAGUUUUGUUAUGCUUCUUCUGACCUCAUAAACAAAGCUAUUGAAAACUGUCUUUCUGUUCGGGCUGAAUGGGAAAGAAAACCAGUUGAAGAUAGGGUUCAAAUAUUUUUGAAAGCAGCUGAUAAAAUUGCUGGAGAAAAAAGAGCAGAAGUGUUGGCUACUACAAUGGCAGGACAGGGUAAAAGUAUCAUACAAGCAGAGAUUGAUGCCGGUCCGGAGUUGGUGGAUUUCUUCAGAUUUAAUGCAAAAUAUGCCCUGGAUAUGGUUCAAGAACAACCUAUUAGUCCAAGUCCAGAUGUAUAUACGAAUACCACAGAAUACAGGGGCCUUGAAGGAUUUGUUGCUGCUAUAUCACCUUUCAACUUCACAGCAAUUGGGGGAAACUUAGCUGGAAGUCCUGCAAUGAUGGGAAACGUUGUACUGUGGAAACCAAGUGACACAGCUAUGUUGUCAAACUGGACUGUUUACAAAAUAUUAGAAGAGUGUGGACUACCUCCUGGUGUUAUACAGUUCUUGCCUGCUGAUGGACCAAUCUUUGGUGACACAAUUACGGCUUCUGAGCAUCUCGCUGGCAUGAAUUUUACAGGGAGUGUCCCGACAUUCAGUCGUUUGUGGAAGCAAGUUGGAGAAAAUCUUCACAAAUACAGAACAUUUCCAAGGCUGGGAGGUGAAUGUGGAGGAAAAAAUUUCCAUUUCAUAAAAUCUGGAGAUCUUGAAAACAUUGUCAAUGGAACUAUCCGUUCAGCUUUUGAAUACAGUGGUCAAAAAUGUUCUGCAUGUUCUCGGGCCUAUAUUGCUGAAUCUAUGUGGCCAAAAGUAAAAGAAGCUCUUGUUGAGGCACAGAAGAAAUUAAAAAUAGGGAAUCCAUCAGAUCUCAGUGUUUUCAGCUCAGCCGUGAUCGAUGGAAACUCGUUUGAGAGAAUUCGUUCUUAUCUUGAGCACGCUCAUCAAUCACCUGAUAUUGAAGUAUUAGCAGGCGGAACUUGUGACGAUUCAAAAGGUUAUUUUGUGCAACCUACAAUUCUUCUGUCUAAAAAUCCAGAUGAAAAACUCAUGAAAGAGGAAAUUUUUGGGCCUGUUCUCACAUGUUAUGUUUACAAAGACUCCGAUUACAAAGAUGUUUUAAAGUUAAUUGAUAGUACUUCACCAUAUGCUCUAACCGGAUCUAUAUUUUGCGACGAUGAAACUGUUAUUGAUGAGGCAAAAGAAGUGUUGCGUAAUGCUACUGGAAACUUGUAUAUAAAUGAUAAAUCAACAGGAUCCGUCGUUGCACAGCAAUGGUUCGGGGGAGCGAGGAAAUCUGGCACCAAUGACAAGCCCGGUGGUCCAUAUUAUCUUGUCAAAUGGGUGUCACCUGUUGUUGUGAAACGAACCUUUCAACCAUUGAAAGAUUGGUCUUAUCCAUCCAUGGUGGCCGGAAGAUAAUGAAUUAACGUUGUUUCAAUAUAAUUGUACCGUUAUCAAUCCAACUUCCGAAGAGCAAUAUUUAUUCAAUAUAAAAGUUUCAGAUUUUAUUCUUUCUAAUGAAAUUAUAGAAGCUAUGUCAACAAAA